AUGCAAAAUUCUGCUCAGUCCUUAGGGGCGUGAAGCGUCUCUGAUGAUGUUCUUUGCUCUGUUGAGGCAGCAGGAGCUGUAGAGGGGUCCCAGUCUUUGGUAUGGCUUGGCCAUGGACACAACCUUCCAGUCUCAGGGCAGACACACUGGGCCAAUAAGCUGGAAUUUUUUGGAAAUUUUAAAAGAUAUAAUGUCAUAUAGGAGGGUAUAGAAAAUGGAUGGAUGGAUGAUUUUGUCUUUGUUUGGUAAAGACUGACUGUUUUCAAGAAAACAUUCCACACAGUGAAUAGCAGGCAGUGGAAACCAAGAUGAGGACUGUUUUUCUGCUUCUCUUGGUUGCAUUUCCAGCCUUGGAUAUCGGCAGUGCUUGCGAGGAAGCUCGAAAAAAGCGGGAUCUCUUGGUUCGAACUAAAAGAAGAUGGGUCUUAUCUACUAUUGAACUUGAGGAGGAAAUGAUAGUGAACUACCCGUAUUUUCUAUCAAAGAUGUAUAAUGACAAGAUACAGGGACAAGACUUUAGCUUUGAAAUAACCGGAGAGGCUGUGACUGAAGGGUAUUUAGCCAUUAAUGGAACUUCUGGAGAGGUCUUCGCGCUUAAACCUAUUGACAGAGAGAAGUACGACUGCUUCCAUGUAAUUUUUGAUGUGUAUGACACAGACACCAAUCAAAAAAUAGACAAGGAGCUGGCAUUUGAUGUGGAAGUAAAAGACAUCAACGACAAUCCACCAAGGUUUAUCCAAUUUCCCCAAACUUUCACAGUAAGUGAAAGCCAAGUGGAAGGAUAUCUGGGUGUGCAAGUGGUUGCUCAAGACAUGGAUGAGAAGAAUACCAAAAACUCUACGUUCAACAUCACUGUGAUUAAGCAGACUCCACCGGAGCCCAAGAUUCAGGCAAAAUGGAUUGAUGAAAGAACUGUUCAUCUUAGCUUCACUGGAUGUUUUGAUUAUGAAAAAGCAAAGGAGUACAACAUUACUCUUGAAGCAAAGGAUCAUGGAACACCUCCACUGUCAAGCACGGAAAUUAUAUCGCUGAAUGUUAGAGACACCAACACACAUAUGCCAGAGUUCAAGAAGAAAGAGGGCUCCAUGAAAAAAGAGGAUUUAUAUCUCAAUGGGACCCUCCAGUUCCAAACUGAAGUACAUGAGAUGAAACUCUACAGGGAUGUCUUCAGAUUUCCAGUAGAGGACAAGGACACUCCCAACACUGAUGGCUGGCGUGCCAAGUUCUUCUUCAUCAGUGGAAAUGAGGAAGGAAUUUUCAAAGUGGAAACUGAUCCAAAAACAAAUGAGGGUAUUUUUAGUAUUGUCAAGGAAAAGAAUUAUGAAAACACCACGAUGAUUGAGUUGAAGAUUGGGGUAGAAAACAUUGAACCAUUUACUAAGUGUGUGAAUGGCAAACUGAUUAAACAGGACGGAAAACUUUAUCGUCCUGACUCAAUCAAUGUCACAAUUACUAUGAUUGAUGGCAAUGACCCACCAGUGUUUCAGCCACCAAAAGCUGAUGUGUAUGAGAAAGAAGAAUCAGAGCCAGGCAGGGUGCUCUUCACCCCAAAGGUUUAUGAUCCAGACUCUUCUUCUUUCAGGUUUGAACUAGUAGACGAUCCAGCUAACUGGGUCUCUAUUGAUGAAAAAACUGGAGAAAUCAAGGGAACUAAGAAGAUGGACAGAGAAUCACCCUUCGUGGAUGCUGACAAUGUUUACAAAAUCAUUAUUGCUGCCAUAGAUGAUGGUAAACCUCCAGCCAAAGGUUUUUGUAAUGUCAGUAUUUACUUGAGGGACAUCAAUGACCACAAGCCACAACUGGUCAACAAUAGCCUCAUUUUGUGUGGAAACAAGAACAACAAAGUGAUGAUACCUGUGCAGGAUUUGGAUGCUGACCCCUAUAAUGGACCAUUUUCUUUCUAUUUUGAUGAUGAGGAAGACGAGAAGCAUUGGACACUAGAACCUGCUUAUGGUCAGCAAGGUGGCCUUGUCAGCCUGAAGCCACUCCCCUAUGGAAAAUAUUCUAUACCACUGCGGAUGCAAGACCAACAGAACAAUGAGGGACAUGAGACACUGGAAGUGGUUGUGUGCGACUGUGAGGAGAAGAAUACAUGUAAUGUAAAAAAGGCACUUUCUUUUUCAUCCUGGAUGUCCCCUGCCUUUGCCCACAAGUGGCCGGACAGGCUCUGGCAGACCCGUGACUCUGGAAGGGACAAAACGGCUUAGAAGAUGAAUGAAUGAAUGAAUGAAUAUUUUUUAGAAUGUACAUUUUAGAAAAUGAGACAAAAAUAUAUGAAUGAGGCGACUAAACCACCUUUUUAUUGAUGUGAGGAUUGAGUGCUUUUUUUGUUUUUUGUUUUAUAAUAUUCUGUUUUCCUUGUCAGUAUUACCAGGUUAUGGUUGAUUCUCCAUAGUUGUCUUCAUUUAGUUAAUGACCUUCAGUGUAUUCAAAUGUAUGGUGUUCAGGUCUUCAUUGUCAGCUUAUCUAUGUUGUCACUGUUUUUCUAUGUUUUUUUUUUGUUUGAUUGUAUCUCUCUCUCUCUCUCUUUCUCUUUCUCUCUCUGUCUCUCUCUUUCUCUCUCCCCAUUAGUUUUUUCAAGGUUAUUUAUUAAAUGUCAAA
Messenger RNA from Oryzias latipes (Japanese medaka), 2601 nucleotides. RefSeq names its product cadherin-like protein 26. NCBI's taxonomy places the organism in Eukaryota, Metazoa, Chordata, Actinopteri, Beloniformes, Adrianichthyidae. Gene Ontology annotation, biological process: cell migration; calcium-dependent cell-cell adhesion; cell morphogenesis. Gene Ontology annotation, molecular function: beta-catenin binding; calcium ion binding; cadherin binding. Gene Ontology annotation, cellular component: catenin complex; adherens junction; plasma membrane. The record is from RefSeq and is a predicted model, not a curated record.